AGGUCCUUAAUUUAUUGGAAUAAGGUUGUGGUCCUUUGAUUUCAAAAACCCUCAUGUACCGCUGGCUUUGACCCAAAAUGUGCUAUGACCUUUGAAACGGGAAACUUCCAGCGCCCAUUGUCAAUGCCAAUUUCCGCCAUUAGCUGCAGCAGAUUCCUCCAUUACUCUGUCAAAAAAUCCUAUAAUGAAAUUGAAACGAACAUAAGUAACCUUUUUGUAACGUAUUUACUAUUAAAUCCACAGUUCACUCCUUGACUGAUGUCUGAUGAUUUAUAUUGACGAUAAAUUAAACAGUCGAUCUAUGGCCAUAAUCUCUUUGCUUCCUAGAGCAUUCAAAAGCGUCAAAAUUAACAUUUUGUCAAACAGAAUUUUACACUUAAGCAAUGUCUUACAUUUAUUAUUAAAUAGAAAAUAUGGAAUCAACUGUAAUAGAGAGCGACGGGCGUUGUGCCUGUGAGGUAGGUCCCUCAUUGGCUGUGCUUAACGAUGUGCACAAGGCCUAUGAGGAGAAAAUGGAUCUCAUAAAUCGGACUGCCGGCUCACAGAAACUGCAAAAGCAAGUGCAAUUGCUACAGUCGUGGGUGGGUGACCUUGUCGCUCAGAACACCCUUUUGGCACGUACCGUAGAGGAACUGGAAAUUGAAUUAACAUCCCGUGUACUGAGUGAACGUAGGAAGUUCUCCGAGAAAGAUAAAAGCAAGAAUGUAAUAUGCGAUGAAGUGAGUGAACUGAAAAUUAAGAUAGACUCUUUACAAAGGGAUAACCUUAAUAAGGAGAGAGAAAUACGAAAGCUGAGCAAGGAAGUGCAACAAUACGAACAGACAAUCAAUAGUCUCCGAAAUGAUAUAUCGAUGUCGAAGUACCACACACCGGAUGUAAGUAGAAAAGACGCCGCUGUUACAGUGGAAAUAUGCUGUUCCGCAAAUAAAGAGUGUGGCGACAUAGAACCCGUGAAGGAAGGCGGCGCGAGAGACGAGCACGUGCAGUACCAGGAGCGAAUACAACACAUGGAGUCAAGUGGUCAGAAUGUUCGAGCCCUAAGAGAAGUUAACGUGUCUUUAUCAGAGGAAGUACAAGCCCUGCAUCGCGUGUGCGCAGCCUUGGAUGAGCAAUGCCGUGUGUCAGCCCUGCGAGCGCAGUUCAAAGACGAAAUUAUACGGGAGAUGCGCCGCCAACUAAAAUGGGCUAAAGCUAAGCUGAAGGAGUCUGACCAAAAGAGCAACACAGAGGCGACGAGCAGUCAGUCUUACGGAUCAGUACGUCGUAGUAAUGGGAGGGACUUACCUGACCUUGAUAUGAAUCCUGACUGGAUAUGCCAGAAUAGAAUCUACGACGGCUCCGGGGACGUUGUUUCAUAUGGAAGAGAUUAAAUUUCUGUUCUCCUAAGAAGUCAUACUGUCCUAUUAAGAAUUACCAGUCUCAGAAUUCUUAUAUAAUUUAUUAUAUUAUUGGCAGCCGACACAGCAUAUUUGUCACAAGUUAUUAGCUAGGCUUGAUUGGACCACGAUUGGUCCCUUCAUAAAAGAACGACAUUCAAGGUCAUUUGUCUUUUUCUCUCAAAUUAGAUUUAACCUGAUCACGAAAGAGACAAAUGAAUGCUUGUAAAAGUUUGUUAGAUUGAUUUAGUUUUUAUGGAGUGUCUUGCAAUAAAUAAGUGUGUAAUUAACACGCAAUGGCACAUUUUUGAGAUAUGUAAUCUAGAAAUAAACGAUAAUGAUUUUGGUAAGUAAUAUGUUUGGACCAAUGUAUUAGUUUACCUUGUUUGUUUUAUAUUAUAAUCUGGUAUUGACAACAGGCUGGGGUUUCAACGUCGACCCCAAACAGAAGCCACGAAACUAACUUGCUUGACACCAGCGAUAUAUCCAUCGUUGAGAGGGUAUGUGAAUAAUAUUCUUGGAAAGUUAUAUUUUAAUCAACGUGAAAAGUUGAUUUGUCAAUUAUGGUUGAAAACAUAGUAAUGAAUUAAUAACCCACUAACGAAGAUUCUAAUAAAAAUCUGAAAAUUUGGUAUA
Messenger RNA from Pieris napi, 2012 nucleotides. RefSeq names its product centrosome-associated protein CEP250-like. The transcript has 8 exons. The record is from RefSeq and is a predicted model, not a curated record. NCBI's taxonomy places the organism in Eukaryota, Metazoa, Arthropoda, Insecta, Lepidoptera, Pieridae. Bases 414 to 1370 code for a protein of 318 amino acids.